Messenger RNA from Rotaria sp. Silwood1, 2147 nucleotides. The record is from the annotation of a GenBank genome assembly. NCBI's taxonomy places the organism in Eukaryota, Metazoa, Rotifera, Eurotatoria, Philodinida, Philodinidae.
UACUACUCGAGGUCUAUCUACCCUGAAAGUUUCAGGAAUUUUCGUUAGGUCGUUUCUUAGAAACGCCGGAAAGGGGGGGACCCCUUAAGAUAACUAAAUUGAAAGAUAAAUCAUUUCUUAUUCGCAUAGAAUGUUCAUGUUUUUGUCUUGAAGGUUUUAUACUUUUUUAUGUAAAAAGUUCUGACAAUUGUAUUGAUUGUUGUAUGAGUACUACUUCCACAGAACUUUGCUGACACGAGAAACAUGGGUGUAUAUGAAAUCUAUUGUAUUCUUUACAGCAUCAUAGAACAUUUGCAAUAUAGAAAAACUUCUUCAAUGUAGAAUGAUAUGCUAUCGGUUUGUUUUUCUUAUCGUUCUCAGUGUUGAAUGUAAAGAAAGGUAAAAUAUGUCAAGCUCCAGAAUGAGUUUGUUUUGGUCAAAUGAGGCUGGUCGUCUUUCUUUUCUUUUUGUCUAUUACUUUCGCCGCAGUAGGCAAACAUCUAAAUGCCAAUGGUCCUUUUGGCAAACGUCAUACAAUAGAUGAUAAACCAGAUCGUCGUCCAUGUAAAUUGCCUUCAAAAAUAAAAUCUUCUUCUACAAAUGUCUCUAUAGCAAGUUUGAAUGUAUCAUCUACGAUCUAUUCCAGUAACGAACUGAUCACAGUCACUUGGUCAUCACCAUUAACUCCAUGUUAUGAUGAUUAUAUUGGAAUAUAUUCUGUCGAGAGUCCACUUACUGCAGUUUGUGAUUAUUUCGAUAAUGAAGUUGUUAACAAAGGUCAAAGUAGUAUGUUAUGGAAAAUGAUUAAUCUUCGUCGUUCAUUAGAAUUUCGUUAUUAUUCACGUGAACAUAAUUGCUCAGCGAAUUAUUUUCUUAAUGCUAAGUCACCUGUUAUUCAACCACGGAAUUACAAUGAACCAAUGCAUGUCCAUUUAGCAUAUGGUGAUCGAAUUGAUCAAAUGUUUGUUUCUUAUUUAACUAAUUCAUCAGAAUAUACUCCUCAAUGUCAAUAUGGAUUAACUCCAUCCUCGUUAAAUUUUCAUAAAAAUGGAAGAACAACAACUUAUACAGCAUCAGAUAUGUGUGAAGGAAAAGCUAAUGAAUGGCAUCCACGAAGAUUUAUUGAUCCAGGAUAUAUGCAUACCAUUUUAUUAGAAGAUCUUCGUCCAUCAACAAAAUAUUAUUAUCGCGUUGGAACAGAUCAACAUGGUUGGUCAUCAAUUUAUUCAUUUACAAAUCGACCAGCAAAUAAAGAUGAACCAGUAUAUAUGAUUGCAUAUGGAGAUAUGGGAUUAGCACCAUAUGCACCUGGUUCUAAAUCUACAAUGGAUCGAGUUACACCACGAAUCUUAUUAACAAAUAUAACUUGUUUGUUACAUAUUGGUGAUAUUAGUUAUGCACGAGGUUUUGGUGCUCAAUGGGAUGCUUUUAUGACACAAAUCGAACCUAUAGCAGCUCGUGUACCAUAUAUGGUUGGAAUCGGGAAUCAUGAAUAUGAUCAUGUCUUAGGUGGAGAGAAUGAUCCAAGUGGUGCACCAGGUCCGGGUGGAUUUCGACCAGAAUGGGGAAAUUAUGGUUAUGAUUCAGGUGGUGAAUGUGCUGUUCCAAUGGUUCAUCGUUUUAAUGCCCCAUCAAAUGGAAAUGGUCUUUUUUGGUAUAGUUUUGAUGUAGGUCCAACACAUAUUGUUUACUAUUCAACAGAACAUGAUUUUCGUCAUACAUCUCCACAAUAUUCAUGGCUUGAACAAGAUCUUUGUUCAGUAAAUCGUUCUCGUACUCCAUGGUUAAUUGUUGGUUCACAUCGACCAAUGUAUGCAUCAGAAACAGAUGAACCUUAUGAUUUUAUUAAACUUAUGUUACAACUCUAUUUAGAACCAUUAUUUUAUAAAUAUCAUGUUGAUCUUAAUCUUUUUGCACAUAAACAUUCAUAUGAACGAACAUGUCCUAUGUUUCAACAAAAGUGUGUUGAUGAUGGUAUAACACAUAUUCUAAUUGGAAUGGCUGGACAAGACAUUGAUAAUGGAGAAUAUUCAGAUGCUGAAUGGAGUAUUUAUCAUGAUCAACAAUAUGGUUAUACUCAAUUAUGGGCUAAUAGAACAUAUUUACAUUUUUCCUAUCAUCACAAUAGUGAUGAUAAUGUUGUUGAUCAAUUUGUCCUUAAAAAAUAA